Auanema sp. JU1783 is the source of this 216-nucleotide messenger RNA. Lineage: Eukaryota; Metazoa; Nematoda; Chromadorea; Rhabditida; Rhabditidae. The record is from the annotation of a GenBank genome assembly.
AUGUUCAAAGCCCUUGUCUUCUGUGCAAUUAUUGUCUUUGCUUUUGCUCAGCUCAACAACGAGAUUGACAACAGCUUGCUGGAAGAGAACGUAGUUCCCGGAGAGGAUUUCCCAGAAGAAGAGACCAAAAUUCUCCCAACUAGCAUUGAUAUUGACAAAUUCAGAGAAUCCUUCGCAACCAAGAACGUGCGUGAACGAUUCUUGCCAUCCAAGUAA